GCCGGGCUGCUUUAUGUCAGAAACUGAUAACGACACAAUGCAGUUGUGCGUGAAAUGUGUCAGCUGAUUCUUGCUUCUUCCGUAUUUUUGUUGUCAUGUGUCACACGACAAUAUUCCGGACAGAAAUAACGAUUAUGAAAUAUUAGUUCUUCCUUCGAGGAGUAACGCGGUGAUGCGUUACACCGGUUGAAUCCAACGUGUCCUCGUUUAUUUUGUGAAAAUGAUUUAUUAAAUAGCUAAUAAACUGAGCGACAAGUAAUGUAUCUCGGUACAUUUCGUGCACUUCCAGCAAGACCCAUCGUGCGACGCGAAAUAAUUUACUUUCAGUUUGUCCAAAAGGAAGUUAGCGCAAUUAGACUCUAAGGCUGGAUGUGUGAUGAUGCAGGCCAGAGGUGAUGAAGAGGUUGCAGAUGGCCAAAAUAGUCGGUCAUCUAACGCGAAUGUUUGUCCUUCCGAGUCCAGAGAUGAGAGGUCCAAUGACAUGGCUGUGGUUCAUCUGCUCGGGCCAGUGUCUCCAGAAAACAUGGAUGUGGAUGAAGAGGGUUUGUUCAUACACCCCACCACUCUGACCAACAAGCAGCGUGGGAAUGAGGUUACAGUACGCCCAGCAACAUUAGACUCUCUGUCCAUACACCAGUUGGCAGCUCAAGGGGAGGUUUCACAAGUGGCGGCACACCUUAGUAAAGACAGUUCACUGCUGAGCAAACAGGAUGAACGGGGCUUUACGCCUCUCAUGUGGGCAGCAGCGUUUGGAGAGAAAGCAGUGGUGGAUUUUCUCUUGGAAAAGGGCGCAGACCCCAAAGCUAUUGCGAGGGAGCGAGAGAGUGCCCUGACACUGGCCAGCUCUGGGGGUUACGUGGACAUUGUCGAGGCUCUUCUCAGACAUGGAGUAGACAUUAACACUUACGACUGGAACGGUGGGACUCCUCUUCUUUAUGCUGUACGAGGGAACCACAUCAAAUGUGUAGAGGCACUCUUGGCGAAAGGGGCUGACAUGACCAUUGAGUCGGACUCUGGGUACAGUCCAAUGGCCUUGGCUGUUGCCCUUGGACACAAAAAGAUUCAGAAAGUGUUGGAGGACCAUAUUCUCAAACUCUACAAGCCAACAACAUGACACUGGUUAAAGUCAAUAACUGGAAGUCUGGGCUCACACAGUUGAUCUCAGAUCUGCAACCAGCUAUCAUCGAUGGUGAGAUGACCAAGACUUCUGUCACAAUAACAAGUCAUUGUAAUACAUCAGUUUAUAUGCAGACAUUUAAACUAAAAUGCAACAUUGUGUAGCAGAAUUAUUUUGUUUGGCUGAAGGACAGCAAAAAAAGGACUGUGAACCAAGUUUUAAUAAAAAUUUAUUUUUAUAAUGUGUGUUCCACUGGAAUGGCGCUUCAACUUAAAAGGCACAAUAUAAGUUCAGAAAGCAUCAUUACAAGUGCUCUUAUAAUCACAAGAAACAAAUUUAAAUCUGCAAUUAAAACUCAAAUUUGGACUCCA
Perca flavescens (yellow perch) is the source of this 1488-nucleotide messenger RNA. It is a transcript of the gene rfxank, whose product is annotated as regulatory factor X-associated ankyrin-containing protein. Gene Ontology annotation, cellular component: nucleus. NCBI's taxonomy places the organism in Eukaryota, Metazoa, Chordata, Actinopteri, Perciformes, Percidae. The record is from RefSeq and is a predicted model, not a curated record. Bases 377 to 1114 code for a protein of 245 amino acids. Gene Ontology annotation, biological process: positive regulation of transcription by RNA polymerase II. Gene Ontology annotation, molecular function: protein binding. The transcript is spliced from 9 exons.